Molecule: messenger RNA, 1314 nt
Organism: Carcharodon carcharias (great white shark)
Lineage: Eukaryota; Metazoa; Chordata; Chondrichthyes; Lamniformes; Lamnidae
Product: sorting nexin-24-like
Exons: 7
Coding region: 183-707 (174 amino acids)
Molecular function (GO): phosphatidylinositol phosphate binding
Source: RefSeq, a predicted model, not a curated record
GCAGACGCUCACGUGACUCUCCCUUACAAAUGGCUCUUGGGCCGCUGCUGAGUUGUGAACUGUGUUGAUCCAGGCGGGACGAAGCUUCCCUACCACCCACCCCUCCCGGAGGUGACACAGCGGCUACGCUCUUUGAAAGGAAAGUGGUAAUCGAGGCAUUUUUGUCUGGGUCCCUCUGCACCAUGCACCAUAUGAUAGAAGUGGCCAUUCCAUCCUUCAGAUACGAGGAGAGCGAUCUGGAGAGAGGGUACACGGUAUUUAAAAUCGAAGUACUUAUGAGUGGAAGGAAGCACUUUGUGGAGAAACGGUACAGUGAAUUUCAUGCACUCCACAAAAAGUUGAAGAAAAGCAUUAAAACACCUGAAAUGCCUUCAAAGCACGUGAGAAACUGGGUACCUAAGGUCUUGGAACAACGACGCCAUGGUUUGGAAGCCUACCUUCAGGCUAUUCUGAUUGAGAAUGAAGAACUACCCAAGAUAUUUCUAGAUUUCCUUAACAUUCGUCAUCUCCCUUCUUUACCAAAAGUUGAAAGUUGCAGCUCCAUCGAUGACUAUGAUUGUGAAGAAUUCAGCAAACUAUCCCACCAGCCAGUGCUGCUUUUCCUGAGGGAUCCAUACAUCCUGCCCACAGCCACAGAUGACUUCCCGAAUGUAGUUAUUGAAGGUGUUCUACAUGGGAUAUACUAUCCAUACCUUCAGCUAAGGUAGAGCAGAAUCUACAACAAAAAUGCGUCUCAAGAGACCCAACCACAAGAGUAACAAGUAACAACUAUUAAAGGUGCACAUUUUUUAUAAGCAGCUGUCAGUCAGCUCUGAUUGAUUUUCCUUGGCAAGUUGUACAUCUGAAGCUCAAUACACUUUUUUUUAACUUUUACAUAACACAUUACAUUAACUUGUGUAUAUAUAUUUAAAAAGGGCUGUCAUAUAAAUGUUUAUCAUUGAAUGUGUGACAAAUUUCAAUGCGAACCCUGAGAGUAUGGAACUCGUUAUAAUGCGGAAUCCAUAUUUUUUUGAAUUUUAAAAUCAAGAACAUCACAUCGUUGUUAAAUGGAGAACAUUUCUAUUUUAAGCCUUAGAUUUUUUUCUGUUAGAAGAACUCUAAUCAGUGCAAUAACGGUUAUUGUAAAUAAACAUUUCAGGUAGAAAUGUGUUUGCAUUUGAUAAUGUAGAAAUGAAAACCAAGAUAUCUGUAAAUCACACAAUAGCCCUUUAUACUUAAGUUUGUAAUUUUGUUAACACUUCAUUGAAUGAGAAAAGCAUACCUAUUAUUUUAUAAUUAUUUUAUGUAAUAAAUUUGGACAGCACUGAACAAAAA